Molecule: messenger RNA, 342 nt
Organism: Cercopithifilaria johnstoni
Lineage: Eukaryota; Metazoa; Nematoda; Chromadorea; Rhabditida; Onchocercidae
Source: the annotation of a GenBank genome assembly
AUGCAAAUAGCUCUCCGCGCACAUUCAUCCGUACAACUAACGCAUACGCAAAACGUCGAGAACCACGAACGUAAUCAAUUAAUAAAAGAGAACAAGAAAGAACAGCAAAAUUCACAUCUGAUAAAUGGUAUAACCAAUGAAGAUUACGACACUGAUGUCAUCGAAAUGAAGGAGUGUUUGUGGACAUGGAUUAUUUUAGAAGCAGUACGCUCCAGUUACAGAUGCAUCACAUGUACAAGAUUUUAUUAUCCAUUCAUCGCUAUCAUGGAAUUUCUUGGGCUUAUCAAUAGGAGCAACUGGACGAUACCUCUGCUCACCGUAUUCACUGAUCCAACCAUCUAA